GAGAGAAGCAAGAGAGGAGCAAAAUGCCACAUUUCAGAUUAGGGGGGGAGGCGAGAAGGAACAAGCCCAGAGAACAGAAAAGGCAAGAGGGCACAAUGCUCUAGCCACUUGAUCCUUUGGUGGAAAAUGCAUCAUCCAUUAUGACCAAGGUACCCUGCACAAACAGCAGCAUCAUGGCAGAUGCUGGAGUGAUGUCACAGUUCUCUCUAUGACAAUUGUGAGCAGCCACAGACCUGGUCCCUCCUAUAUAAGCCGCUGCCUCCAGAGACACGUUUUGUCUCCGUUGCAAGGUCUUUCUAGAGCCCAAGAACAGGCUGGUCAAGACAGUCCAGUCCAGAGCCAAUAACCCCCGGACCAAUGAGGAUAGGAACAAUGACUCCACAAUCAAUGAGUUCAAGACUACAGCCAAGAAGCCCUUCUUUACGAUCUGAAGCACUUUCUUCAGGGCACUAUCAGAAGGGCAGAGGAUUUUCAGGCGACAGAAGAUCCACUACAGGCAGGUUGAAUUCCCCCGAGCGACACCCCACGGUUUUGCAGAGAACAGGGGCUGUUGUGAUCGAUACAGGCACAGGAUGCUGUAAAGCAGGCUUUGCCGGGCAGCAGAGCCCCAAGUCUGUCCUUGGAUCGUGGGUGGGCCGCCCAACAGAGCGGUCAUUCAAGUCGCGGGGGGCCGGACCAGACACUUUUGUAGGAGAGAGCGCCCGAACGCAGCCAGAUGUUGAAGUUAUUGAGCCCGUGAGAAAUGGCAUCAUCGUAGACUGGGAGGCAGCCGAAGUCCUUUGGCGACACAUGUUCAAUCAUGAUCUGCAGGUCUGCCCAGAAGACCAUGCCCUUUUGAUGUCGGACCCACCACUCAGCCCUACUACCAACAGAGAGAAGAUGGUUGAGGUGGUGUUUGAGUCUCUGAACUCUCCAGGCAUGUACAUUGCUUACCACUCCGUCUUGUCCGUUUAUGCUCAUGGCAAAAUAAGUGGCUUGGUGGUAGAUAGCGGCUACGCAGUGACCCACGCUGUUCCAGUCCAUCAGGGUUACAACUUGCCACAUGCCAUCGAGAGAAUGGAUAUCGCUGGAUCUCACAUGACUUCCUUCCUGAUGAAGCUUCUCAAUGACUCGGGGCACGUGUUUACCGAGAGGCUGACGCACACUGUGGAAGACAUCAAGCAUAAGUGCUGCUAUGUUGCGGCGAACUUUGAGAGGGAAUGUCAUCUCCCCAAGAAGGACUACGUGGUAGACUUCCAGCUACCAGAUGGCCACAUCAUCAGCCUGGGGAAAGAGCGAUUCCAAUGCCCAGAAAUGCUAUUCACCCCCCCCAAGUUGCCUGGGAUUUCUUUUGUGGGGAUCCAUAACAUGGCCCAGAGAAGCUUAAGUAAGGUCCCAGAAGAGGCCAGGGGGGACAUGUACCAGAACAUCUUUCUGUGUGGAGGGUCCUCUCUCUUUAAUGGGCUGGAGAAGAGGUUUACUAGUGAGCUUCUUCGGCACUUGCCAUCUAACGCCAAGGUUAAAGUCUCUGCCGUGCCCCUGAGGAAUUUUUCGGUCUGGACCGGAGGCUCCAUCCUGGCUUCCCUGAAGAACUUCCAGGCCUGCUGGAUUAAAAAGGAGCAGUACAAUGACAUUGGGCCAUACGUUGUCCAUCGGAAGUGCUACUGAAGUAGGGAAAACAGCCGCAGGGAGAACUGCUGUCUCUCCUCCCAUAGGAUGAAAAGUGCUCGCAUCGAACUGAAGUGUAUUUGGGAUUAUUGACUGAGCG
Messenger RNA from Gavialis gangeticus (Gharial), 1747 nucleotides. It is a transcript of the gene ACTL9, whose product is annotated as actin like 9. Lineage: Eukaryota; Metazoa; Chordata; Crocodylia; Gavialidae. The transcript has a single exon. Gene Ontology annotation, biological process: cell motility; axonogenesis. The record is from RefSeq and is a predicted model, not a curated record. Gene Ontology annotation, cellular component: axon; synapse; cytoplasm. The coding region runs from base 358 to 1647 and encodes 429 amino acids. Gene Ontology annotation, molecular function: protein kinase binding; nucleosomal DNA binding.